Molecule: messenger RNA, 3741 nt
Organism: Marmota flaviventris (yellow-bellied marmot)
Lineage: Eukaryota; Metazoa; Chordata; Mammalia; Rodentia; Sciuridae
Source: RefSeq, a predicted model, not a curated record
AUGGAAGCCACCAAGAAGGUGGGGGGCCCUGAUCCAUCGGGCCCCCAAGGCCACCCCUCGGCCUGCAACCAGCAGCUGAGGGGUGGCCUCAGAGGGUCCCAGGGACCAUGGAUAAACUCAGGAUCCCUAUACUUCAAGCAGGGGUUGUCAUUUUCCUCUGAGGCCACCACUGAUGCAGCUUGUGGCCCAGCCUCCCAGGCCCACAUCCCUGAGCCCACUCACCAGCAACUCCAGGACCCUGCUCAGGUUAGCUCCAGGUGCCGCUAUAUGCAGACCUCUCAGGAUGCUCUGAGACUCUCCUCUACUGGCCCAUAUUCAAGUCCCAUUGUAGCAGCCCAACAGCAUCUUGUCAUGGACGACGGGACCCUGAACCUACCAGCGUGCACACGCGUUAACAACAACAGUGACAUUACCCGGUGCGCAUCCCACCGUUCCCAGCUUCAGGUGCAGGUUGGGAGGGAGGGCAAGGCUCCAGCUAAAGUCCUGAUAGGCUGGGGCAAAGGCUCUUGCAACACAGAGCAGAUGGCCCCCUUGGGCACCAGGAAGAGUCGAUGGCUACCCUACUUUCUCUCAGCAAAGGAUGGUACAGUUGAAGACCAAGCUUCUCUUCUGGAUCCAGCUCCAGCCCAAGAUCAGGGCCCAGGAAAGAGCUCAUGUUUGGUUCAGGCUCCUGCCCCGGUUAAAACUUCUUCUUUGCCGUCACUGACUCCUUCAACUCCAGCUCAGGCUACAAAUCCAGCUCUGGAUGCAACCCCAAAGCCUGCAGCAGCUGAACCUUAUACCUAUACCCUUGAUCACUUGACUGACACCAUUCCAGUCACCAAAGACCUAUCUCAAGACCUCCUCCUCAGGAGAUGUGGCAACCAGUGGUCAAUCCUCUUGGAAUCUUCUAAAACUGCCCCAUCCUGCCAGGAAAAAGUCCAACCUAAAGAGGAGCUUCCUACUGCAGCACCUGCUUCAGAAGUGUUCCCAGACCAUGCCCAGGAGCACAAGAUUACUGGAAGGCAGGUGCCACCUGAGCAACCUGAAAACCCAGUGGAGAAGCCCAUAGUCUAUCCCCCCAAGCCAGGCAGCCCAAAUCCAUGUCCAGAGCCUCCAUCUACUCCCAAGUUCCAGAAGAGAAACCAGGAUGUAAGCAGCUCUCAACCUGACAAGCAGCCCCCCAAUGUCUGCAACAACUACUCCAGUGUGCCACAGUCUUCAUACCAAGUAACCUGCCACAAGCAGUCCACACCCCAGCUUCCCAGGGAAGCCAUGCAAAUUCCUGCUUCCAGUACCCCAGCCUGUAAGCUCCAGGAAGCUGUGGAAGACCAAGUGCUGGUGUUUGAUAUGGCCACGGGCAACACCAGGGUAGGGCUGCUGUGCCAUGACCCUAUGGGCUCACGAGCAGUGUUGGUGGGCCUUGUGCCCAGCCACCCAUCUCUCUAUUCUCCUGAAAAUAUACUAUCUACCCGGUCAUUGGUCAGGCCCAACGUGUCCCCUGCCAGCAAUCAUUCCAGCUUCUGGUCCACCACACCCAUGCUGUCCAGCCCUGUACCCUCCAGCCUCUCAUCUGCCAGCUACCGAGAGGUGGCCCUGGUUCCCAAGGAGGCCAGGCACAACCUGGAGUCACGGGAUUCCCCUGGAAUUGAAACACCCAUGAGGGUUGGGAUAUUCACUGGGCCUGUUCCACUGGAGACACCCCUCCAAUUUGGUGAGAGGAUUCGGCCCCAUGUACCUGAUCCUGGUUGGUCCAAACCUGAUGCUGAAAAAAAUGAACCUAAAAAUGAACCUAGUCAUACCAUCUGGAUGCUAGAGUCCUCCAGGAUCCCAGAUACCUCUGUGACCCAGCCCAAGAAACUGCAGUGGAUGAACUCAGAGCCUGCUUCAUCUGUCAAUAUGCAGGUGAUGCCCAAAUCUCUAUUCCAAGAGGAGGUAGGAAGACGUAAUGAGAAAGAAGUCAUUACUGCUCACCCUGAUAAUCCUCAGACCAAAGAUGCUGGGCAGGUCCCCCUCACUGGUCAGAGUUUCCUCAGUGGGCAGAACCUCCUUGCUAGGCAGCUACCCAUAGCUGAACAGGGUUCUCCACCUGGUCAGCCUCCCUGUACUAAGCAACUCCCUGAAACUGGUCAGCUUCCUUUCACUGGGCAGACCACUCUUACCAAUCAGCUUUCUCUCCCUGGGCAAGUACCCUUCACCAGGAUGCCCCCCUCUACCACCACCAAAGAUCCCACCCUGCCAAGAGGGCCCCUCACCUCUGGAGAGCCUUGCCAGGUUUCCACCCAGGAAAAUGAACCCUUGGAUCUGCCUGCCCAUGUAGAGGUACUUCGAGUGCCCUUGGCCCCAGAAGAGACCUGUAGCUAUAGGAAUAGAGAGAUGGUCGGUAUUGGUAGUGCUCAAAGCCCUAGUAUGCAUCAGCUCUCAUCCUGGCAACCUGGUAGCUCCCCCAGGGCCCAGGAAGAACAUCUUUCUCUGGUUGCAUUUACCACACCUGGCACUGGCUGCAAAGUCUUGCCCAUGGCCAUGGUGGACACUGAAUCUCAGAGUGGGAACCAUUUCAAGCUGACAGCUGAGGACAUUACACAUUCAUCAGUGGUCACGCAUCUUGGCCUGCUCCGUGGGGCCUGCUAUGAGCUGGUGUCUACCAUGGAUGCUCUGUCAGGGCGGUCACCAGUUCUCUGCCGUCACUCUUCAAGCCCCUACCAGAACAUGGCAGCUGUAGUGAUUGAUACAGGCACAGGAUUCACCAAAUGUGGUUUGGCUGGUGAGGACCAUGUCCUCAAUGUGGUACCCUCACAAGUUCAGCUGCUGCAACAUCCAGCCCAGGGCCAGCCCCGGUAUGCAGUGCCGGAAAACCAGGAAGGCUCCUAUCCUGUACUGAAUCGGGGUGUGGUCUCUGAUUGGGAUGCACUAGAGGUGCUGUGGCAGCACCUGUUCUAUUGCAGGCUGGGGGUACAGCCUGAGGAGUUGGCUGUGCUUGUGGCUGACUCCCCCAUCUCACCACGUACUAACCGAGAAAAGGUGGCAGAAAUACUCUUUGAACGUUUCCAUGUGCCAGCCAUGCAGACAGUGCAUCAGGCCCUGCUGGCACUCUAUGCUUAUGGGCGUACCACUGGGUUGGUGCUGGGCAGUGGCCAUGGCACCUCCUACGUGGCACCCAUCCUCACUGGGGAUCUGGCGCCACUUGACACCUACCGCCUGGAUGUGGCUGGUGCUGACCUUACUGACUACUUGGCUCAGCUGCUGCUGGCAGGUGGCCGUUCACCACUUAAGGCAGGGUUCGUCAACCAAAUUAAAGAGUCCUGCUGCUAUGUGGCUAUGGACAUGGCGGCUGAGAUGGCCCGCACCCAGACCCAAGCCCAAGUGGAUUUUGUACUCCCAGAUAAGCAGAUUGUCACACUGGGCUCUGAGCGCUUCUGUUGCCCUGAGGCUCUCUUCCAGCCCAACCUGCUAGGUGUCAACCAGCCAGGACUUCCACAGCUGGCCCUGCUAAGCAUCAGCCGACUAGAGGCCAAGCAGCAGAAGCAACUGCUGGCCAAUGUGGUGCUGGAUGGUGGCAGCACCCUGGUGAGUGGCUUCCCUGAGCGCUUAAGACAGGAGCUAGGCCCUGGUGCCACUGUGCUGGGCUCUCCCCACCGUGCAGUUGCUGCCUGGCUUGGGGGUUCCAUCAUGGCAUGCCGGGACUCCUUCCAGAGCUUGUGGCUCAGCCGCCGUGAGUACGAGGAGGAAGGCCCAUGGGCUAUCUACAAGUACCAGCUGUGA